GCUGUGUUGUGUUGAUGUCGCUCACUUUGUCUCCUCUGCGCACUCGCUCUGCCGGGCGGAGAACCGCAAAUAGCCCACCCGGGCGAUGACAUCGUAAAGCAACGCCAUGGAGCAAGAGCUGGAAGCUGUGUUUACGCUGAUGAAGAUGCUGGUGACCAAGCUGCACGUGCAAAAAACCGAGCUUUUCAUCGAGAAACUACUCGUUGCGCUGAAGGAGAAGUUUCAGGGCCAUUGGUACCCCGACAAUCCCAGCAAAGGGCAAGCGUACAGGUGCAUCCGAGUCAACCUGUCCAACAGUCAGGAUCCAGAACUCCUCUGGGCCUGUAAGGAGAGCGGCGUUCAGUUCUCUGAGCUGGGAUUGCCACCUGUACUCACCCUAUGGGUGGACCCUGGCGAGGUGGCCUGCAGGAUCGGAGAGGACAACCCUUGCUUCUCGGUGGCCCGGUUCUCCAGCAGCAGGAAAGCCGCCGACGACACGACCGACGACAGCGCGUCCUCGGGCAGCGACCCCUCGGGUAGCGACUCGGACUCUUCAUCCGGGGACGACGGGCCGGACUCGUGGGCCCUUCCCGUUUCAGCCAGACGCUGCGCUGCCAUGAAUGCAUCUCCUCUUCGGCUUCCCUCCUGGUACGCUAAGGCCUUGCUACCAGGGAAAAGUCACAUCCUGCCUCGAGCUCACUAGGGCUUCGCAAGCCUCGCACCGGAGGCCUGGACCAUUGUUUCACUCUUGCUUUCUGUUGUUUUUCACGUCAGCAAUGUACAUUUCCGCGUCGUGCUGCCAAAGCUGCGUGACAAUAAUUGACCCCAGAAGAACAACUUUGAAAGGAGUGUGUAAAAAAAAAAAAAAAAAAAAAAAUUGUUUAUGCACGAGGAAAAGUAUUUGUUCCUCUGACUGCCGCGUCACGGCAGCGGUGUGACCGGACACCUCGCAGGUGUUUGGCUAUAUUUAUGAAAAAGUCAUAUAUGGAACUGUGAGGCAUGACGCCCAGGGAUCCAGUUACUGGCUCUGGGGCUGAGUCCAAGCACAUGAUCGAUCAGACCUAUUAAUAAAAUGAAAUCGGCAUAUGGAUUUGUCUUACUGUCUGCGUUUUGUAGUUGAGUGCGUAAAAUGUCUGAGGGUUCUUUCCAGUUCCC
Messenger RNA from Syngnathoides biaculeatus (alligator pipefish), 1134 nucleotides. It is a transcript of the gene btg3, whose product is annotated as B-cell translocation gene 3. Gene Ontology annotation, cellular component: nucleus; cytoplasm. The transcript is spliced from 5 exons. Lineage: Eukaryota; Metazoa; Chordata; Actinopteri; Syngnathiformes; Syngnathidae. Gene Ontology annotation, biological process: negative regulation of cell population proliferation; negative regulation of mitotic cell cycle. Bases 107 to 682 code for a protein of 191 amino acids. The record is from RefSeq and is a predicted model, not a curated record.